GACCAAAUUUUACGCUGUGGUGAAGUGUUGAACGGCCGAAAUGCCCGAGUUUGACUCUCCCCCGAGCAACGCCUGACGAAGAGGCCGAGAAACGCUGACGAGAUGAACUUCCUUCUGGAUUAUCACGUGCUGUUGACCAGUGUUCCAGUGUGUAGCGCAUUCGUAGAUCAUAAUGGCGCCAAACAGUGGUUCAUCUUCGUCUGGUGAACAAACGAUGUGACCGCCCUCGCUCCCAGACUGAACGCGCGUACACUUGUUUGUAGUGAUCAUGAACUUUACCCUCUAAUUCAAAACACGGGGGUCGACAACGACGCUGCAGUUUUGGCGGGUAGCGGCGGUGGCGGCGCCGAAGAAAAAAGCCGCCAACGCUCACGCCGCACUGCAACAACAAUGUCGUCCGGAGCCAAGCAGAAGCGUUCGUCAAUUGAUGCUGGAAGCAGCUGUGCAGGAACAACAACUGGAAGCAAACGAUUGAGGAGGACGAGCGCCUGUGAGGAUGACGACAGCCGGCUGUCUUCAUCCAAGGCCAAGCUGCCACCAUUGCCUUUGCCGCCCAUGUCAAAGAUCUACAACAGCUCUUACCGGAGCAACAAGCCUGCUGAGCUCUUCCGGAAGGAUCUCAUCAGUGCCAUGAAGCUGCCCGACAGUGAGCCACUGGAUGCAGAUGACUAUUGGUUCAUCUCGGACGGAUGGAAGCAAGAGUGGGAACGAGGAGUGCAGGUGCCCGUUAACCCAGGGCAUCUGCCCGAACCCACAGUGAAAGUCAUCAAGAAGAAGAGCAAAUCAAAUGACUUUAAGCUACCUCCAAACAAGUUUCUCCGGUUGUCGCAUGACGAGUUCUUUUCCAACGACCUCCAUGUCCUGACCAAUGUCAGUGCUUUGGCUGAAAAGACCUGCCGCUACGACCUGGACUGCUUAGAUCAGCAGUGGUUGCGGGUCUUCAACGAGGAGCGCAAGUCUCUCGGCCUGGAACCCUUGCCUGAGCUGACUAUGGAGAUGAUCUUGGAAGACUUUGAGACCCAGUGUUAUGACAAGCUUCAGAGAGAGAUCCGGACAGAGCAAGGGUUGGGCAUUGAGUAUGACGAAGAUGUGGUCUGUGAUGUCUGCCGUUCGCCGGACUCGGAGGAAGGCAACGAAAUGGUUUUCUGCGACCAGUGUGACCUGUGUGUGCACCAGGCCUGCUACGGCAUCCAGCGGAUCCCGGAGGGUUCGUGGGUGUGCCGGACCUGUGCCCUGGGCAUACGACCGCCCUGCGUGCUGUGCCCCACCCGAGGUGGUGCCAUGAAGAGCACACGGAGUGGCCAGAAGUGGGCUCACGUGAGCUGUGCGUUGUGGAUCCCGGAAGUUAGCAUUGGCUGUGUCGAGAAGAUGGAGCCCAUCAUGAAAAUAUCUCAGAUCCCGCCUAGUCGUUGGGCCCUGACCUGUUGCCUUUGUCGAGAGCGGAUUGGCGCCUGCAUUCAGUGUUCCGUGAAGGCUUGCAAGCGGGCUUACCACGUCACCUGUGCAUUUGAGAACGGCCUUGAAAUGAAGCCCAUCAUUGAUGACAACACCGUUGAUGAGGUUAAGCUCAAGUCGUACUGCCCAAAGCACAGCAAGAAGAAAGAGGUGCACCGAAAGGAGGCGUCGUCGGAUGACUCGGACAAGAAGGCAAGCUCUGUAUCCCGUGAGGGCCACCACCAACGCGAUGCUGAAGCCACAAACGAGGAAAAGGAGUCUGCCCGACUGGCCAAGAUUCAGGCUAUUGAGGCUGAAUUCUACAAGCACGUGAGCUUGAAGGAGACUUCAGAAGCCAUGUCAACAGACCCUGUGGUUGUCGACUUUGUCUUCAACUUUUGGAAAUUGAAGCGCAAAGCGAACAACGACAAGCCUUUACUGACGCCAUUGAAGGAAGAGACAGAUGGCUUGGAUAAGCUAGAAGAAAACAACCUUUACUCGCGUGUCAAAAUGUUUGUCCAUCUGCGACAGGAUCUGGAAAGGGUGCGGAACCUUUGCUACAUGGUGUCAAGGCGAGAAAAGAUAGCCAAGUCUCUGCUCAAGACAAGGGAGGAAAUAUUUGAGCACCAGGUAGCAAUGCUAAAACCAGGAGGACCCAAGAUGAGCGAGCGUGAGCGGGAAGCUGUCAUUCUGGCCGGCCAGAGCGAACACGUUUACGACCGGCUGGUGUCUCCAGACCCAUCGGGCCCCAAGCCAUGCCUGCGACUUCUGCUGGAUGCUCUUGAAGGCCGAGAGGUACCUAACCUCUACGGCCUGAUAAAGAAACCACCUAGCACGCCGACUAGGCUCCCGAACCCUUACGCCAAGCAGUAUGUCAACGGGCUUCGGUCACGGAGACUGUCUAUGAUGGGUGGGGCUGGGGAGUCCGAAGGCUGUGUUGCCCAAGACGAAGACAGCCAAGGUACUGCUGACUCUGCAACGACAGUUUCCGGCAGGGGGGAUGUUGCUGCCAAUCAGUCGUCGGUGAGCGCAGCUCACGUUGCAGAAGCUGCGCUGGAAACGCUCUGUGAGGAACAGCUCGAAGCUGGUGAAGAACGUGGCCAGACAGCAGGUGGAGAGAACAAAUUGAGCAAAGAUGUUGCAGAGAUACAGGUGAGGGUUAGUCGAAGUCAUAGGCUGGAAAGUGCGGAAAACACCCCCCGUACUUUGUCCAAGAGUGAAACCGGAAAGGAGGAUCUUGGUGACACUGAAAGCAGGAUGUCCACUCGAAGCCGAAAUGUUGAUACAUUGAAUGAAAUUAGUGACACUGAAAGCAGGAUCUCCGUUCGAAGCCGAAAUUUCAAUACUGUGAAUGAAAUUAGCAAUACUGAAGGCAGGAUGUCCACUCGAAGUCGACAUGCUGAUACUGUGAAUGAAAUUAAUGACACUGAAGGCCGGGUAUGCACUCGAAGCCGAGCUGCUGAGACUGUGAAUGAAAUUAAUGACAUUGAAGGCAAGUCCACAGAUAGUCGAAAUACUGAGACUGUGAAUGAAAUUAGCGACACUGAGGGUAGAAUGUCCACUCGAAGCCAAAAUGCCGAUAGUGGGAAUGAAAUUAGCGACACUGAAGGCAGGAUGUCCACACGAAGCCGAAAUGCUGAAAGUGUGAAUGAAGUUAGCGACACCGAAGGAAGGAUGUCCACACGAAGCCGAAAUGCCGAUACUGUGAACGAAAUUAGUGACACUGAAGGAAGAAAGUCCACUAGAAGCAGAACUGCUGAGUUAUUGGAUGAAAUUAAUGAAACUGAAGGCAGGGUCUCCACACGUAGUCGAAAUGCUGAGACUGUUAAUGAAUAUAGCGACACUGAAGGCAGGAUAUACACACGAAGCCGAAAUGCUGAAAGUGUGAAUGAAGUUAGUGACACUGAAUGCAGAAUGUACACCCGUAGCCGAAAUGCCGAUAGCGGGAAUGAAAUUAGUGACGCUGAAUGCAGGAUAUCCACUCGAAGCCGAAAUGCUGAUAGCGGGAAUGAAAUUAGCGACACUGAAGGUAGCAUGUCUACUCGAAGUCAAAAUGCUGAUACUGUGAAUGAAGUCAGUGACACUGAAGGCUGUAUGCUCACUCGAAGCCGAAUUACUGAUAGUGGGAAUGAAAUUAGUGAUACUGAAUGCAGGAUGUCCACUCGAAGCCGAAAUGCUGAAAGUCGGAAUGAAAUUGGUGAAACUGAAGGCAGGAUGGCUACUCGAAGCCGCAACACUGAUAGCGUGAAUGAACUGAAAAAGGAGGACCUCAGCGACACUGAAAGCAGGAUUCCCACUCGAAGCCGAAAUGCUGAUACGGUGAUAAAUGCCAUUAAGGAAGAGAAGAGGGCAGACGAUCCUAUUGAGGCUGAGUGCAAGGCACAAAGGAGGAGCCGGAGGCUUGGGUCUGUCGAUUCUAUGAGAAGCACAUCAAGAGGCGAAACAAGGAAAGAAGAAAUUGGGGUUGUAAAUAACAGGACCCCAACGCGAAGCCGAAGGCCCGAAACGGAUCAAUCCAUGAGGAGUCAUGCCUCACUUGAAAGUAAGGAUGAUACCUUAGACAUUGGGAACAGGACACCGAUGCGCUGUAGAAGGCCGGCAACUAGUGACAUUAUGCCAAAAGGUUCACCCAGAGGUGACACUAAGGAAAACGAACAAGGAGAUGCAGGAAGCAAGACUCCAACAAGAAGCCGACGAUGUGAGAUUUCAGAUGACGGCUUACGUAGCUUAUUGAAAAAUGAAAUGCAUCAAAAGGGACCGGUGAAAUCGGAAUGCAAGGUAUCACACCAAAGUCGAAAGCAUGAGCAGAAAACUGAAAUUGAUGAGCGGAAAGCAUCUUUCUUACGAAAUGAAGCCAAGAGUGAAGAGUCAGACGUAGGGAGCAGAAGUUCAAGUAGAAGUCGAAGAUGUGAUAUGAAAUUUGAGCAGGCCCAGGAUGCAAUCAAAGCAUCUAAGAAAAUGGAGGGUGAAGCCGACGAAAUCAGGAAAGGAGAAUGCAAGCCUUUCGCGCAAAGCCGUCGGCUGGAAGUCGGGAAUGAGGCGGCCGAUGGCGGGACAAGAAGUGCUUCCAGACAAGAGGCAAAAAAGGGUGAUAUUUCAGAAGUAGAUGGCAGAGUGAGCAUGCGAAGUCGGCGAGCUGAUGUGCUCGUUGAAUCUAGUGGUGACCUUUGCAAAGUUGUGCUGAGACAAGAACCUAAAAAAGAUGACGCAAUGGAGCAGGCAAACAAAAAGUUUGGUCGCACUACCCGACUUUCUGAGGCAAGGAUUGAGCUAGUGCCAUGUGACAUGAGAGAGUUCUCGAAGAAUUCGUGUCCGACAGACGAGGUUGAAACAAAAACCGGCAGCAGAAGUCGGCGGUUGAGGAAACAGACAACUGCUUCCUCCGAUGGAGAGGAUCCACAGCCGCCCACCUUGGCCUCCCUCUGUGAGUUUCCUGAAGAACUUAACGACGUGGGACGCUGCACACGCAGCAGCACCAUACAGAAGCAGGAGGAUGCUCGAGGUCUCGAGGAAGCGAGCUCACGCGAGCCUGCAGGAAACACGACCACUGCAGCCAGCAACUACGGGAAGCACACAUCAGACGAAAACGUGCCGAAGAGGCCCGACCGUCGGGAGAGACGCGACAGUGUGGCAUGCAGCGUGCUGCUUCCCGAGGCCCUGUCACCACCUCGUGCAUCGUCGCUGAGUGGCUACAGGAUUCCAAAGAAGGCCAAGGCCCCCAACGGGAUGCUGGAGGACCGGCGUGGAAGCUCUCCAGUGUCGCCUCUGCACGAGGUGCCCAGCCACUGCUAUGCGGGCAGUGAUGGCUACACUAGAGGGCGAUCGCACGUGGUCAAUGUUAGGCGGCCCGUGCUGGGACACCACUGCGAGGGCAGGGGGGGAGCAUAUGUGGAACGAUGGAAGCAUGACUUGGACUUUGCAAUUCCCACGGGCAACUCGGCGGCGCCCGAUUGGACUGGCAAGUUGGAGGUGAAGGAGAAUGGGAGCCGUUACCCGAUGCGGUAUCGGCCCAGAUUUGGCGGCAAGGACAGUUAGCCUCUUCUUCAUGUAACCUGCAGAUUGCACAUGUAUUAUAACAUUGUCGUAUAAUGUACAUACUCAUUGCUCAUAUGUUGUUACUUUCCUGCAUUCCGCCUUUGACUCCACUUUUUUUUUUCUCUUUUUCUCGUUUUUUUUUUUCACCUCUGUAGUAAACGUUCAAAGUGCUGACAAGGGGCUGUGUUCCAGAUUACGUUUUUUUUUCCACUUUUUCCAAAAUCCUAGUUUUCUUUUAUCAGAUAAGAAAAGAAAGCGCAAAUUAUCUUAACACUAUGCCUACAGAGAGCCUCUGGUUCUUUAAAUGAAAAUGUAUUUUUGCAAUGACACUUGAUUGGUACUGCUCAGAUUUGGCAGCAAUAUGCAGUGUCAAAAUACUAUGACUGUACAGUUAAAACUGCACUGAAUUUUAGCAUUUGUAAAUAUGCCAAGUGUACAGUGUUUUAGUGUUGUUUAAAAAUAAACUGGGCUCUUUUACUCCUUUGCAGGGAGCAAUGAGCUUUGGUUCAUGACUUGUCA
Molecule: messenger RNA, 5988 nt
Organism: Rhipicephalus sanguineus (brown dog tick)
Lineage: Eukaryota; Metazoa; Arthropoda; Arachnida; Ixodida; Ixodidae
Gene: rno
Product: PHD finger protein rhinoceros
Exons: 17
Coding region: 391-5469 (1692 amino acids)
Biological process (GO): regulation of transcription by RNA polymerase II
Source: RefSeq, a predicted model, not a curated record